Psammomys obesus (fat sand rat) is the source of this 1698-nucleotide messenger RNA. RefSeq names its product ceramide kinase like (gene Cerkl). Lineage: Eukaryota; Metazoa; Chordata; Mammalia; Rodentia; Muridae. The record is from RefSeq and is a predicted model, not a curated record. Gene Ontology annotation, molecular function: kinase activity.
AUGCGUGGCCAACUCAGAGGACAGCCCAUCAACUCCUACAGACCCUUGGGAAAAGAGAAGCUUCAGCGGCCCCGCCCUCCCGCCCCGCCUCCCUGCACGAUCGUUGCCGUGGCAGCGCGGGACGAGGCCCAAGCGGUGGCUGUACCACUCUUCCUCCCCAAAGGCCCUGGGUGGGUCCCCGGUUCGGCCCAGCGCUCCGCCCCACCAUGCUCGGGGCAGACUCGGGAGCCUGGUGGGAGCCCUGGAGGAGGGGCGUCCUUCGGGGUCGCAGAGCUGCCGAGCGAGCGGGUUACGCUUCAGGGCAACUUCGAGAUGGGGAGGGCAAUCUGCGGUGUGGCGCUGGCCCUGCGGUGGCGACGCAUCCAGCCCGAGCUCCCGGCGGGUGGCUCUGAGUGUGAUGUGCUGGGCAGAGAAGAGUCCAUAGGACUUGAAGACGUGCUCUCCUCGAAGCUGAAGCGGGGCUGUCCUGUAAAGCAGCCUGGCAGAGUUACACUGCAGGGCACCACACUUUUCAUCUGCCUGAAGGAGCAAUAAAACAGAUUAAAGACCUCCACCCUUGACCUUAUUAACCCAAGUGAAUACCAUGGCAGCAUAUGGUUCAGACAGGUCAGUAGAAUUCUGGAAGGUUUUUCUAUGCAGGGGAAGGCUCUCAAGAUCCUCCUCAACCCUCAGGGUUGCAGGAAGGAAUCUGUCCAAGACUUUUACAAGAAGGUGGAGCCUCUGCUGAAGCUUGUAGGCAUAAAGACUGAUGUGACGAUAACAGAAUAUGCCCUGGCCCUACUUGCCGAAUGUGAACCCCAGGAUUUGACGGGAAGUGUUGUCUGUGUUGCUGGAGUUGGAUCUGCCAGUGAACCCGCCCACACUUUGCUCCUUAGAGCUCAGAAGAAUGCUGGGUGGAGAUGGAUUGCUCCCUGACUCCCAUGGGAGCAGUUUCCUCUUGGCUUAAUGCCAGCAGGAUCCACAACUGUGUUGGCACAUUCUCUCUGUGCUAUUGCUCACGUAGUGACUGCAACUAUGUGCGUUAUAAUGGGUCACAUGCGGUCAGCGGAUGUCUGCACCCUUAGCUCUGCUGGCAAACUGCUUCUCUUCGGGUUCUCGGCCGGGUUUGGCUUUGGUGGAAGAACUGGGGCUCGGGCAGAGAAAUGCAGAUGAGACUUUGCUGUGACCAAAGCAUUGGCCAGACUUAAAAAAGCACAGAGGUCUCAGGAAUCUGACUGUGGUGGUCAAUGGCAAACCACACAAGGGCAGUUCUUGAACAUCGGGGUCAUGGCAAUUUCCUGCCUGUGUGCAGUGGCACCCAGAGGCUUUGCACCUGACACCAGGUUAAAUAACGGAAGCAUGGCUCUAACAGCUGUACACAACACCACUCAACCAGAAUUUGUAAAGCACCUGAAAACAUACUCCCGAGUGAAGAAUCAGUUCAAUUUUCCCUUUGUGGAGACUUAUACCAUUGAAGAAGUAAAAAUUUAUUCAAGGAGUAAUAGCAAUGGAUGCAACCCACAGCAGGAACCAACUGUUUCAGAACAUGGUUUUCCUUGGAAUGUAGAUGGUGACUUAAUGGGAGCUGCAUCCACGUUAGAAGCGAGACCACAAGCCUUGGCACACAUCUUGCUCUCCAGCCACAGACCAGGGGCUGGAGGAUCAGGAGAUCUGAAGAAGGGCCAGCAGCCACUGGAGAGUUCCUCUUCACAACAGUGA